AGCACAGAGUGACGUGAUUUCACGCCCGGCCGUAGCACGUGUACGGGGCGCGUUCACGUGGCGGGGACGCGCGGACACGAGGGCGAGCGCUGGUGAAGAAUGUGAGCGGUGUUUCUGCGGCUCUGCACAGCCAUGGAGCUGGAGGUGGAAUCUGCCGAUGUGAUCCGGCUGAUCAUGCAGUACCUGAAGGAGAACAAUCUGCCGCGCACACUGGCCACGCUGCAGGAGGAGAGUACGGUGGCUCUGAACACGGUGGACAGCAUCGAGAGCUUCACGGAGGACGUGAACAGCGGGCGGUGGGACGCGGUGCUGAGAGCCAUCCAACACCUCAAACUACCUGACAAGCUGCUCAUCGACCUGUACGAACAGGUGGUCCUGGAGCUGAUGGAGCUGAAGGAACUGGGAGCUGCUGGUUGUUUACUGACUCAGACGGACCCCAUGAUCAUGCUGAAACACACUCAGCCUGAGCGAUACACCAAGCUGGAGGCUCUGCUCUCUAACAAGUUCGACCCCAGCGAGGUUUACCCAGAAGGCAGCAGUAAAGAGAAGCGCAGGUUGGCUAUAGCUCAGGCGCUGGUUGAAGAGGUCAGCGUGGUUCCUCCCUCACGCCUCAUGGCUCUGCUCGGACAGGGUCGUUUAUGCGAGAGCGCUCUGUACAGGUUACAGGAGACCAAAGCGCUGAGGCAGUUCGGAUCAUUGGCCAUGUUGUCUCUGAAGUGGCAGCAGCACCAAGGUCUCCUGCCCCCUGGGAUGUCCAUCGACCUGUUCCGGGGCAAAACCAUGAUGAAGGACCUGGAGGAAGAGCGCUUCCCCACCCAGCUCAGCCACCUCCUGAAGUUUGGUCCGAAGUCCCAUGUGGAGUGUGCCCGGUUCACUCUGGAUGGUCAGUAUCUGAUUACAGGGUCAGUGGAUGGAUUUAUCGAGGUUUGGGAUUUCACCACUGGGAAAAUCUGCAAGGAUUUAAAGUACCAAGCUCAGGAUAAUUUUAUGAUGAUGGAUGAGGCAGUGCUCUGCCUGGCAGUGAGUCACGACAGUGAGAUGGUGGUGUCCGGGUCUCAGGAUGGGAAAAUACAGCUCUGGAGGAUUCGGAACGGUCAGUGUCUACGCAAAUUCGAGCGCGCCCACGGGAAAGCCGUCACCUGCCUGUGCUUCAGCAGAGACAGCAGUCAGCUCCUCAGCGGCUCCUUCGAUCAGAUCAUCAGACUUCAUGGGCUGAAAUCAGGAAAGAUGCUGAAGGAGUUCCAAGGUCACACGUCCUGCAUAAACGACGUCAUCUACUCACACAAUGGCCAGUUUGCCAUUAGCGCCUCAGCAGAUGGCACGGUGAAGAUCUGGAACGUGAACACGGCAGAAUGCACCAUCACCAUCAAAACUCCUGACGUUCCAGAAGGAUCUGACAUCACAGUGAACAAUGUUGUUCUGGUGCCCAAGAACCCGGAGCACUUUGUGGUGUGUAACAGGACCAGCACAGUGGUGGUCAUGAACGUCCAGGGCCAGGUACUGAGGAGUUUUAGCUCGGGAGUGAGGGAGGGAGGAGACUUUGUGUGUUGUACCUUGUCUCCUCGUGGAGAAUGGAUCUACUGCGUGGGAGAAGAUUACGUGCUUUACUCCUUCAGCACCAUCACCGGAAAGCUGGAGAGAACUCUGACGGUGCACGAGAAAGACGUGAUCGGCAUAACCCACCAUCCUCAUCAGAACCUGAUCGCCACCUACAGCGAGGAUGGACUGCUGAAGCUCUGGAAACCGUGAAGGUCACGCCAACGAGCAUCGUGAAAUGAACUCUACAGUCAUCAUUCGUGCUGAAACCGUGAUCCAUCUGUACAUGGAGAUGUUUGGAGUCAUGCGUCGGUUUUCAGGUUUGAAAGUCUUCCAUUCCAGAGACGAUGAGUUUCACUACAAACUUAAUCUUCACUUGUAACGUGUCUCAUCGCGUCCCUGUAACAUACAAAAUCCGGAGAACUCUUUUAAAUGUCGUAGGAAAAAUAUGGAAAUACUAAACACUCUCAGUGGUUCUUUUCUGAUUUGCAUGAAAGUGAACUUGAACUGCAAUCAUUUUCCUGUGAAAUUCGGGUGCCACUAUCAAUCGAUCUCUUCCCCCAAAAGAAAGAAGGGUUAGAUACCCUUCCAGUAAGAUGGUAUUUAUCCUUUCCUUUUGUUUUAAACCUGUUGCUCUGCUGUAUAAACACUGCACAAUCGUAUCCAUGUGCUGUUUGUGACAUGCUGUGACAUUCUGUAGUGUUUAUGAUGUCAGUAUCUGCAUGCCAACAGUAUCUCUAUCUCUAUAAACCUUGAGUUAACACGAGCACUCACUGACCGUAGUGACACUUCCUUCUUCAAGUCCGGGUGAAGCUGCAUCGGUAUAUUAAACGCAAUAUUUCAGAAGCAAGAUGGUUUUUAACCAGCGACAUCGAUGUAGCUAAUGACAGGCAUCAGGCUGCUUCCACACUGAGGGAUUUGGUUCAAUUUGAAAAGAGAGACUUGACCUUCUGACCAAUCAGAGUCAAGGUAAGGGCAAACAAAUAUAAACACUGAGGAGAGAUUUCUGGUCUUGUUAGCGAGCGAAUAUAAAGAGAUGGAAUGCUGUGACUGCAUGUAGAGAGGGCAGUGAAAUAAAACAGCACUUUUUCCUUUCACAGAUCAGUCGCCAGCAUAGAAACCGCAGUGUUAGAUCUGACUCUUCACUGAUUUCCGUCAAAUCCUUCUUCCUUUGCGUAUGAAAGCCGUGUUUCUGACUGAAACUUUACGCUAAUGAAUGUAUUAAACUGACGUUGACUUCUACGUAGCUAAGUGCAACAAGUAGAGAUUUUUCACAUUUGAGAACUCAAAAUAUUCUUUGUUUACUGUAACAAAGCGCUUGAGUCAAGAAAAAAUAGUCUUAAUGUGAGAUGGGAGUGGUGAAUGACAAGGGGGCGGGGCUUCCAGAAGAGAGUUCAAAACUGUCAAUCAUUCCAGAUUCUCAUGGCGAUUGGCUCGUCUGCUGUUUUCACUUGAAGACCCUGUUUAGAGUUUGUGAGUGAUAACAGGCGAGGUUUCGUCUCUCUGCUGUGACUCCCACUGAUUAACAUUCAGUCAGGUUUCUCUUCAUUUUCUGCCUCAGAGUUUACAGAGACGUCAAACUUACAGCUUCCUCCUCCUCACCCGUUUCACCAACCUGCAAAAUGUGAUGAAGCUCAUCGAGACAGCAAGCUAGGCUAGUUUUAGUUAGCCCGAUAGUAAGAGAUCGUUGUCAUGGUUACAGCCGCAUUUUUCUCCCUUCUCUUGUUAAAAAAUGGCGAGUGUGAGGGCAGUGAUGGAGAGCAGGAGUGUAACACGAGCACUGGUCUGGACACGAGGUUAAAUGUUUCAGGUGUGAAGGAUUGGUGUGUUUUAACACUUAUAUGACAAAUAACACAGGUUCUUCAACAAAAUAUACAUAUAGUGUAUGUAUGUGUGUGUGUGUGUCUGUGUGAGAGAGAGACAGAGAUGUGUGUAUCUGGUUAAUAUUUAUUUAUCUCAAACACUGUCGGAAUGUUCUGGGUUUCGUCUGUGGACAGUGGGUUCAGGUGAUUUUACUAUGUAAACGCAUGAAGUGUUGGUAAAAUGCAGCAAAUUUUCUUCCUGCUCUGGAUGUGAACGACACUUUCCACUUAACCCCACUGCAUCAUCCCGCUUGGUACAACUCCGUGUUCUUCAUUCCCUUCUUAUUUUUAUGGCCUACUGCAUACUUUUGAUGGAUGAAAUAAAUCUCACUGCAUGUUACGCACAACUCGACCUGUCCUGUUUUUAUCUGGUUACGAUCCGAAUUUCUCAGCUCCAGCUGUACUCUUUUUAUAUUUCUGUUUAUUCUCUAGAACUGAUCAGAUCUCAUUGUUCUGUGACCUCUGUAGAGGUACUAAUAAACGCCCAGUCCUCAGAGGGGAGGUGUUACAAAGAGAUAAAUAACCAGAUGUUUUUUCUUUUAUUGGAAUAAAAUGAAGUUAUAAUCUAAGGCAUUUACACCAGUGUAUCUCUGUAUCUUUCUCUCUGUCCCCCCCCCUCUCUUUAUCUUUCU
Messenger RNA from Hemibagrus wyckioides, 4030 nucleotides. RefSeq names its product SMU1 DNA replication regulator and spliceosomal factor b (gene smu1b). The coding region runs from base 133 to 1749 and encodes 538 amino acids. The record is from RefSeq and is a predicted model, not a curated record. Gene Ontology annotation, biological process: mRNA splicing, via spliceosome. The transcript is spliced from 13 exons. Lineage: Eukaryota; Metazoa; Chordata; Actinopteri; Siluriformes; Bagridae. Gene Ontology annotation, molecular function: protein binding. Gene Ontology annotation, cellular component: precatalytic spliceosome.